CCGCCCCCCGGUGGGCCGUGUGGCAGCAGAGGCGCCAUUGGCGGAGCGCGUGUGCGGGCCCGGGAGCGGCGGCAGCGGCCGGAGCCCGGUGAGGCGGCGGCGGAGCUCGGAGGCGGCCCCAGCGCAGAACCCAGGGGGGCAUGCACUCCAUCCAGUAGGGACACAGGAAGAGGAGGAGGAUCAGGAAGAGGAGGCAGCACAAGGUUCCACCCCUCCCUGGAUCUGCAGCCUCCCCCCAGCCCCAGGAGCGUUGCUCCCCCACAUGCAGCAGGAUUUUUCUUUCCCGAGGAGUGUCCGGAUGGAGGAGGAGGAAAAGCCCCAGAGAUCCUGCCCGAGGAGGGGCUGCAAACCCAGCGCAGGGAGCUGCGAGGAGGAAAGACCCCCCCUGUGCCAGGAGGGCGGCUGGAGAUGCAGGCAGAGCCCAGAGCUGGGGGAGAAGCCUGAUGGAGGGGAGAAGCCCCACAAGUGCCUGGAAUGUGGGAAGGGUUUCAGAUACAGGUCCAAGCUGAUCCGGCACCAGGUGAUCCACAGUGGGGAACGGCCCUACGAGUGUGGGGAGUGUGGGAUGAGCUUCAAACACAACUUCAACCUGGUCCGGCACAAGAGGAUCCACACUGGGGAGAAGCCCUAUGAGUGUGGGGAGUGUGGGAAGAGCUUUAGGCACAGCUCCAGCCUGGUCAAGCACCAGAGGAUCCACACUGGGGAAUGGCCCUUUGAGUGUGGGGAGUGUGGGAAGAGCUUCCGGUACAGCUCCAACCUGACCCUGCACAAGAGGAUCCACACUGGGGAAAAGCUCUACAAGUGUGGGGAGUGUGGAAAGAGCUUCAGAGACAGCUCCAGUCUGAUCCAACACCAGGUGGUUCACACUGGGGAAAAGGACUACACCUGCUUGGAAUGUGGGAAGAGCUUUGGAUUGAACUCAGGUCUGAGAAAACACCAGCUCACCCACACUGGGGAGAGGCCCUACGAGUGUCCCCAGUGUGGGAAGAGGUUUCAGACCAGCUCCAAUCUCCACCUACAUGAGCGGAUUCACACAGACGAGAGGCCCUUCCGCUGCCCCGACUGCGGGAAGGGCUUCAAGCACAACUCCAACCUCACUGUCCACCGGCGCAUCCACACCGGGGAGAGGCCCUACGAGUGUCCUCAGUGUGGGAAGAGCUUCUCACACAGCUCUGAGUUGACCAGACACCAACGGAGGCACCACUAAG
Prinia subflava (tawny-flanked prinia) is the source of this 1208-nucleotide messenger RNA. RefSeq names its product zinc finger protein 239-like. Lineage: Eukaryota; Metazoa; Chordata; Aves; Passeriformes; Cisticolidae. Gene Ontology annotation, molecular function: DNA-binding transcription factor activity, RNA polymerase II-specific; RNA polymerase II cis-regulatory region sequence-specific DNA binding. The record is from RefSeq and is a predicted model, not a curated record. Bases 263 to 1207 code for a protein of 314 amino acids. Gene Ontology annotation, biological process: regulation of transcription by RNA polymerase II. The transcript is spliced from 3 exons.